Molecule: messenger RNA, 1176 nt
Organism: Eruca vesicaria subsp. sativa (arugula)
Lineage: Eukaryota; Viridiplantae; Streptophyta; Magnoliopsida; Brassicales; Brassicaceae
Source: the annotation of a GenBank genome assembly
AUGGAAUGGAACAAUCAUAAGCAAGAGUUGAAUCUGGAUCCUAUUUUCCCUAGCUUUGGUCUGAUCCCUGAGACCGCUACACCUAAUCAGGAGGACAUGCCACCGCUCCCGCCCCUUCCUCCUAUGCAAUGGCGUAUUGGAAAGGCUCCACAAUCUUUUCUUCCUAACUUCAUGGGAGAAAUAGGCGAAACCAGUAGUUCUGCUCCGUCAGCCGCACCACCCUUGGGAUCGAGCUUGAAUGUUCAAAUGGGGUCAACACCAGAGCUGUCUGAAUCUCUAGUAAGGGAGAAAUCAGAACAACUUCCUGGAGAGUCUAUGACCAGUGAAUCAGAAAAUCCAUUGCAUUCAUCCAUUCAGUUCUCAUCCGUUGCCACUGAUUUGAAUAGUCAUUACGACAGUUUUGGCCCUCAGGGAACUCAGCCAGCGGAUCUUUCCACUGAGCUCCUUGCCAUUCCUAACCACGGGAGUAUAGUGGAUGUUGGUUCUGAAGAGAACAAUCUUUUGGCUGACCAUACUUCUCAGAACCAAGAGCUCAUUUCUUUACAAGAGUCGUCAUCGCAGAUGCCUCAGGAUCCUUCAGCUAAAGAAGAAGAUUUGGAAGACGACACAGAUGUGCAGGUUUCAGAAACCUCAAGAGGUCAGAAAGAUUGUCCUGAAACCGAAGCGUUGACACCACCUCAGUCAGCAAAGGUAGAAGAUAAUGGCCAUUCUGAUCCUGAUGCUUCAAAUGCAGAAACCGCAGAACCAUCAAACUCUUCGGUUCAGAAGAUGACUCCUGCCUCAGUGGGAGAUGCUAUGUGGCCUGUCAACGCAUUCACUGUUGCACCUACAUUGGACACAGAUAGACUAGAAGAGGUCCCUAUGGUUAAACUUCCCCGUCCAAGAAGUCCGCUUGUCGAUGCCGUUGCAGCUCAUGACAGACGCACGUUGAAGAAAGUCUCCGAGAGGGUCCAACCACCAAUCAAAUCAAAGCAAGAUGACAAAGAUUCAUUGCUUGCGCAAAUACGAAACAAGUCCGUUAGUCUGAAACCUGCUGUAGCGACGCGUCCAAGCAUUCAAACUGGUCCUAAAACGAACUUCAGAGUAGCUGCAAUCUUAGAAAAAGCAAACACAAUACGCCAGGCAAUGGCUGGAAGCGAUGAGGAUGACGAUUCAGAUAGUUGGAGUGAUUCUUGA